Molecule: messenger RNA, 2481 nt
Organism: Drosophila busckii
Lineage: Eukaryota; Metazoa; Arthropoda; Insecta; Diptera; Drosophilidae
Gene: vimar
Product: rap1 GTPase-GDP dissociation stimulator 1
Exons: 3
Coding region: 199-2121 (640 amino acids)
Biological process (GO): positive regulation of GTPase activity
Cellular component (GO): cytosol
Molecular function (GO): guanyl-nucleotide exchange factor activity; protein binding
Source: RefSeq, a predicted model, not a curated record
UAAUGCGGGUGCAUCACAUAUUUAUAUUUAAAAAGUGGAAAUAAUGUGAAAUAAACACAAUUGUGUGUUCAAGUUUUUAAGUGAACAUCCAUAUUUCAAGGAAAAAGCUAAAUCAUUUUAAGAAAAUUUGUGAAAGGAAAUUCCAACGUGUAAACAAAGCUAUUGAAAAGGCGGCAUCAGCAAGAAAAACUACACAGCAUGGCGACCGAAAUAGAUGAGCUGAUUGAGCAGCUGAAGGCGACGAGUGUUAGCCCGGGCGGAACCUCAGAUUCGCUUUCAUUGCUGAGCGAGAUAUCGGCAACAAAAGAUCCAAAACUGUUUGACAAGCAUGAGCUGGCGGAUUGCUUUCUGGGUCUAACACAGUGCGAGGAUACGAGUGUGAGAAAGGAGGCUGCUAAGUGCAUAGCGGAGAUAACCAAGUCGGAGGUGCAGCGUAAGAAGUUCACCAAACGUGAGAUAAUUGCCGCCUUUCUGGAGUGCCUGCGUCAGGUGCCGACUACAGAUGACAGCAUGGAGUUACCAAUACAAAUAUGUCGUGCGCUAGGUAACAUCUGUUAUUUGAACGAUGAAGCGCGUGAUCUCAUACUAGAGCUGCAAGGAGAUGCAGUGCUACUACAGCUGCUGGACAUAGGCGACAUAGCGGAUGUGAGCAAUGCGCCGCAGUUUAUUAAAGUGCGCGGCGGUCUGCUUUCCAAUUAUCUGCUGGGUGGCGAAGGUCUGGCCAAGCGGGCAAUGCAGCUGGGUAUUAUGGAGAAGUUACAGAAAAUGAUCGACACCGGCGCUGGCAAUGUGGAGCAGCAUGAAGAUCUAUUGCUCAAUACACUGCCACUGCUAAGCAUACUCACCGAGAACGUGGCCGAUCUGAACUUUGACUCGCAGCUAAAUAUACAGCUAUCACGCAUACUCGCCGCUUCCACAAAUCCCGAUCUCGCUGAGAUGUGUCUUGAGCUCUUGCACUAUCAGGCAGAGAGCGAUGAAGUGAAGCUGCUGCUGGCGAAGGAUGGACUCUGCGAAACAAUCUAUCAGUUGCUUGAAAAGUACAAGACGUUGGCCAGCACCAACGAGGCGCGAGCUCUAAUGAAGCUCGCAUGUGAGCUCAUUGUGCUCAUCCUAACCGGAGAUGAGUCAAUGCACUAUUUAUACUCGACACCGCUGCUGAAGAACAUGAUCGACUGGCUGGAUGCCACGGAUAUUGAUCUGCUGACAACGGGUGUGCUGGCCUUAGGAAACUUUGCUCGCACCGACAGCCAUUGUAUCUACUUUGUAGAGCAGCACACAAUGAACAAAUUGCUGCAGGUGCUUGCUAAAAAUAAUGGCGUUAAGGACGAUGUGCGUCUGCAACAUGCGUUGCUUAGUGCGCUGCGUAAUCUGGUUAUACCGAAGCCAAACAAGAAUGCCGUAAUUCAAGCAGGUCUAGUGCAAACGAUACUCCCUAUGUUGGAGAUACAUCAGCCGCCAGUGGUGUUCAAGCUGCUGGGAACGUUACGUAUGACGGUAGAUGGACAGGAGAAAUUGGCGUUAGAGCUCCUUAAGAACAAGACGCUCAUCGAGCAGCUGGUGCAUUGGAGCAAGUCAUCGGAUUAUGCGGGUGUCACAGGCGAAUCGCUGCGUCUGAUGGCUUGGCUAAUCAAGCAUGCGUAUCUAAACAAGAUUGCAUAUGCGCUACCACGCAAGGGCGAUGCGCCCGCUGAGCAGAUUGCCGACAAGUUACCGCUUAGUCAAGACUACGAUCGCAGCAGCUUGAGAGAGUUUCUGGCCAACGAGGGCACCGUGGAAGCCAUGGUUACCAUGUUAACAGCACAGCAUUUAGUGAUGCAAAACGAGGCCUUGAUAGCGCUUUGUAUUCUAUCUGUUGUCUAUCUCUCAAAGUCUGGCGAGGCGCAUCAGCAGCAGCAGACGCAACGUUUACAGGAGGAACUGAUCAAUUGCAAGGUGGGCGCUAAGUUGGCAGAGCUCAUCACAAAAUCAUCGGACAGCAUGACCAAGGAGAUUGUUGAGAAUCUGCAAAACUGUGUGAAUCUGCUCAAGACCUCGGAUAAUCUGGUCGAGCAUCUGGAGCAGCACAACAUAAACGAACUUCUAAAAUCAAUACCAAUACUUACCGAGUACUGCACCUUGUAAGAAUCGCGCCUGCUUGAGACGUGGCAUAUUGCAUUUAUUUCCAGUUGCCUCACACACACGCACACACACAACACUCUCCCACAAGUACACACACAUACAGUAAAGUAUUGCUGUUUAGUGAUACUAAUGACUACAUGUAGACUACCACUACCACCUUAGCGCAACGAUUCAGAUUUAGACUUGAUUAUAGAUUUGUAAGUUGAAAGUAAUGCACAAGAGAAAAGUACAGUGAACAGUAACGGGAAUGUAUUUUUUAGACGCAAGCGUAUUUUUACUGCAUUUAUCAUAACACGAAAAGAGAAGAAAUUGAAAAGAAAACGUAUUAAUUAAAUAUUAAAUAGUACAACGUACUUGAACGUA